Polistes dominula (European paper wasp) is the source of this 2158-nucleotide messenger RNA. It is a transcript of the gene PIG-Q, whose product is annotated as phosphatidylinositol glycan anchor biosynthesis class Q. Gene Ontology annotation, biological process: GPI anchor biosynthetic process. Gene Ontology annotation, cellular component: membrane; endoplasmic reticulum. The record is from RefSeq and is a predicted model, not a curated record. NCBI's taxonomy places the organism in Eukaryota, Metazoa, Arthropoda, Insecta, Hymenoptera, Vespidae.
AGAGCUAGAAGUACAAAAAUAGGUAAGAAAGGCUCACAUCACUAUAUAAAUUGUUUUACGAUAAACUCUCACAUCUCACAUAGAUGGCAGCUCAAAUGAUUUAUUUUGUCCACAAAUUUUUAUCAACAAUUUCAUUAACAUUAAAAAAAUAUAUGAAAAAGAGAUUAUUUGUAUUUAUUAUCUGUAUUUAUAUUAACCAAAUUGGAUUAAUAGUUUCGAUGUAAUGUCACUUUGUAAACAGUUCUUUACCAUACAGACUUUUUUUUGUAUAUACGACGCUGGCGCCGCCACUUGGCAAAUUAUUAUAUUUACAAGUAAUAACGCGCUUAAAUGACGCGCGGUACGUGUGACAACUGACAAUAGAUAACGAAAUGAUGCAAGUUUCAUAAAAUUGCAUUAAUGUUUUUUCGUAUCGCUUUUAAUUUUUCCGAAAUAUUUCUUACUGCAAAGUUACUCACUAAUGAAAUGAAACAAUGUGUACUCGAGUAAUAAUAUUAUAUAAAUAUCGUAUUGUCUUGUACAUAAUACAAUUGUAAUACUUCAAAUAUACAAUGAAGUUAUUAAUUUUUAUUCCGCAAACUUUUAACAGCGAAAAAUCUGGCUAUGUGUUUGGUAAAGUUAUAUAUGACAGGCAUAGGGAUAUCAAGAAAUAUUAUAUUAUUGCUAUUUGCGAAAAAGAUGUCAUUGAAAUAAACAAAUCUAUUAACCUCAUUGGUUAUUACCACAAUACAAAUGAUAUUAUCGAAAAUGUAGAUAAAAAGUGUAUAGAUUGGAUAAAUAUUUAUCUCGUUGCAGUUAACUCAUCGUCUAAUAGCAAUUACUAUUACUGCAUAGAAAAUAUAAUAAGUAAUAAUAAAAAAAUUAGUCUAUCAUCUAAUUCUAUGGUGAUAAUAAUUUAUGAUUUGUUAGCUUUGCAAGAGACUGAACUAUUUGCUUGUAGAACAACUUCAAACGAUCACUUUUAUGAACUGAUGAGAAUAUUACAAACGGAGGAAGUUAAACAUAGUAUCAAAGUAAAAUCUAAAUUAGAUUCCAUUAAAGAAACUGUCAUUCAUUAUUAUACACUUUUCUGUUUGAUUCCGAUUAUUUUUUUCCUAAACAUGACUAACAAAUUACUACCAGUAUUAAAAUAUUCAUCAUUGGGAAUACAUUUAAAUGGAUGGUUGGAAAACGUUAAAUGGAUUUUCAUAAAUAUAAUGCAAAAGAAAAGAAUUUCCUUGAAAACGGGAAAUUAUAUCGUAGCAACAAUUAUAGAUAUUUUAUUGGGCGUAAUAGUCUUAAAACUGUUGUUAUGUUACUUUAAGGACGUAUCACCAUCUCAAGAAUUGUUAAAGAAUGCAGAGAAAGUAGUGGAAUCGUUGAAAAAUUUGAUUCAAUGGCUAAUGGGUGCUCCAGCUGGCUUAAAAUUAAAUUAUGCAUUUAAUAAUAUGCUUGGAAAAUUUUUCCUCUAUCAUAUACACCUAUGGUGGACAUUUCUAAUAUUUAUGACACCUGUCAUGGAUUUUGCAUUUGAAGUAUUAUUAUUGUUUGGAAGGCUCGGUGUUACUUUUCAAAUAUCGAUAGCAUCCGAUCUUUUAGCGCUUAUUAGUUUCCAUACGUAUUGCAUUUAUGUUUAUGCAGCAAGGCUCUUUAAUAUUCAAUUAAAUGCGCUCACAUCUCUAUUUAGACUGUUUUUGGGCAAAAAGAAAAAUCCCUUACGAGAAAGAGUGGAUUCUUGUCAAUAUAAACCAGAUCAACUAUUCGUUGGGACUUUAUUAUUCACUAUUCUUCUAUUUCUUAUACCAACAACAUGGGUGUAUUACACGGUUUUUACUACGCUUAGACUUUUGCUGACUGGUUUUAGCGGACUUUUAGCUAAAUUAAGACUUUAUAUACAAGUUAUGCCUGUCUAUGCAUAUAUUCAAUGGUUAUUCAAUUCUUACUGUACACGUAGUAGCAUUUAUAUGAAAUUACAUUCGCAACAGUCAGAGAGCGAUAUGACGAUAACUUUAUGGAUGACAAUGGUCACAUCUUCGUGGGGUCAAACAUGGACAAACUGUGUUAUAGAUACUAUAGCUUAUCAACCAUCUAUUAAAUGGAGCGAAAUAUUAAACAGUAUAAUAUGGGGACAAUUAAUUUACCCAUUGUAGCAGAUUACCCAAAAAAAAAAAAAAAACAA